AUGAAGCCGGAGUCAACUAGGGAGGACAUUUUCUACUUCAGGGAGGUUGAAAAAGCACCUGUUUCGGCUCUCCGGGUAAAAAAGGAGACCAGAACUGACCCUCUGUUGUCUGCUGUCAUGAACAUGAUUGCCGGGGGUCAACCUGCUCGGGGUGAUGCAAACUUGAAAUCCUUCCUUGGACGGCGGUCGGAGCUGUCUGUUCAGUCGGGCUGUUUGCUGUGGGGGAGGAGAGUGAUUAUUCCCUUGUCACUCCGAACCCAAGUAUUGCGACAACUUCAUGCAGGACACAGUGGGAUAGUGAGAAUGAAGGAGAUAGCGAGGAGAAGCUACUUUUGGUGGCCAAACAUGGCCAAACAGAUUAAAGACUUGGCAAAAAACUGUUCAUCUUGUCACAAGGUUAGGAACAACCCACCACUAGCUCCUCUUCAUGCCUGGGAGUUCUCACAGGAGCCAUGGCAUCGUGAGCACAUUGACUUUGCAGGUCCAUUUGAGGGCAAAAUGUUUCUUGUCGCUGUUGACGCACACAGUAAAUGGCCUGAAGUGGCUAUCGUGAAGUCAACUACCACAGAAAAGACAAUAGAGAAGCUAGGAGAAAUGUUUAGUCGUUUUGGAUCUGCUUCACAGUUCGUCUCUGACAAUGGACCUCAACUUGGCUCAGAGGAAAUGCAUGCCUUCCUGCAAGCGAAUGGAGUGCAACACAUUAAGUCAGCUCCAUACCACCUUCGACAGAACGGCCUUGCAGAAAGGUUUGUCCAGAUGAUGAAACAUGCACUGAAAGCAUCUCAAGGCCAAGGAACACUGCAACAAAGACUGUACAAUUUCUGCUAA
Messenger RNA from Micropterus salmoides (largemouth bass), 828 nucleotides. RefSeq lists its product as uncharacterized. Gene Ontology annotation, biological process: DNA integration. NCBI's taxonomy places the organism in Eukaryota, Metazoa, Chordata, Actinopteri, Centrarchiformes, Centrarchidae. Gene Ontology annotation, molecular function: nucleic acid binding. The record is from RefSeq and is a predicted model, not a curated record.